CUAGGAAAGAAACGGAAUGGCUAGAAAGGUAGCCUUCGCCUCUCUCUUCUUCAAGAAAAGAUCAGACAUCUCUUCUCCUCCUACUUCUACUUGGCUUUGGCCUUCUUGUAAGCACCCAACGACAGAUUCAUUCAGGAAGGAAGACAAACAGUGCGAUGGCAAUGAAGCCUUGUAUGAGUUGGAUUCGAGUGAGCCAUGCUUCUCGGGCUCAUCUGAAGCAGAGUGCACGAGCUUCUCGUCGGAGUCGGAGACAUCCUCAGCAGCGGAGGCUGCUGUCCUGGCAGUCGCUCACGGAAAGGGAUCCGACCGUUUGUUCUUCGAGCCAGGCAGGGCGAGUUCAUUAGCGGAAGAGGCAGCCGAAAUUGAGAAGCUUCAACAAUUUAAGGGAAACUUUGCGACGGAAUUGGAUUCCGAGGAUCCAUACUUGGAUUUUAGGCUGUCCAUGGAAGAGGUGGUGAUGGCGAAUGGAGAAAUGAAGGCGCAGUGGUUAGAAGAGAUGCUGUGCUGGUAUUUGAAGAUGAACGCAAAGAGUUACCAUGGGAUCAUAGUCGAAGCUUUCCUGGAUUUACUUCUGACUCUCGCUUCUUCCUUGGACUUAGAGAUCGAUGGAUAAGGAGACUACUCUAUUUUGUAUUAUUCUGUUUCUAGAAUGAAUUAUAUACACAUUUGUUAAAAACUUGUUAUUGUACUGGUAUUUACG
Messenger RNA from Zingiber officinale, 700 nucleotides. RefSeq names its product transcription repressor OFP13-like. The record is from RefSeq and is a predicted model, not a curated record. Bases 17 to 613 code for a protein of 198 amino acids. Lineage: Eukaryota; Viridiplantae; Streptophyta; Magnoliopsida; Zingiberales; Zingiberaceae. The transcript has a single exon. Gene Ontology annotation, biological process: negative regulation of DNA-templated transcription.